Ostreococcus lucimarinus CCE9901 is the source of this 729-nucleotide messenger RNA. RefSeq lists its product with no specific name. The transcript has 3 exons. The record is from RefSeq and is a predicted model, not a curated record. Gene Ontology annotation, molecular function: RNA binding; pseudouridine synthase activity. Lineage: Eukaryota; Viridiplantae; Chlorophyta; Mamiellophyceae; Mamiellales; Bathycoccaceae. The annotation marks the transcript as partial. Gene Ontology annotation, biological process: pseudouridine synthesis.
UUAGCGAUUGAAUUGGUGCGAGACGAGACGCCGUUGGACGUGGUGUUUGAGAAUGAUGAGUUUUUGGUGGUGAAUAAACCGCCGAAUCUGAGGUUUCAUCCGAAUCAUAGAUUUGAGGGGAAUUCGUUGUUGUCGCGGGCGUUGCACCAUAUGGACGGGGCGACGCCGUACAUCGUGCAUAGACUCGAUAUGGACACCUCGGGCGUGGCCGUGUUCGUGAAGAAGCAGCACUUGGUGGCGAAUGUAGCGGGACAGUUUCAAGAGAAGACGGCGAAGAAGACGUACCUGGCCGUGUCUGUGGGUGUCGUGCCGCCUGAUUGCGGCGACAGCUUCAUCGUAGACGCGCCCAUCGGUGACCACGGAAUCGUGCAGGAAGCGCGCACGGUUGAUUUCAGCGGAGAAGGAAAAGACGCGAGAACGACGUGCGAAAUCAUCGCUCGUGCGACUCCGCCGGCCGCCGUCGCCGCGCUCGUUCGCGUGACGCCGCUGACAGGUCGAACGCAUCAGAUUCGCGUGCACUUGGCGCAUGCAGGCUUGCCUAUUGUAUCCGAUGCGCUGUAUGGGCCGCACUUGCGAUGGAAACCGUACGACGAUUGGGGUGGGGCUUUGAGUAUUCGAAGACAAGCUCUUCACGCGUUCAAUCUCGAGCUCAAGCAUCCAGAAACAGGUGAAUCGCUUACGUUUCAGGCAAAGAUGCCGAGCGACAUGCGAAGCGUGUGCGACGCGCUU